This is a messenger RNA of Drosophila innubila, 2472 nucleotides long. It is a transcript of the gene Pgant2, whose product is annotated as polypeptide N-acetylgalactosaminyltransferase 2. The transcript has 7 exons. The coding region runs from base 382 to 2265 and encodes 627 amino acids. Gene Ontology annotation, cellular component: Golgi apparatus. The record is from RefSeq and is a predicted model, not a curated record. NCBI's taxonomy places the organism in Eukaryota, Metazoa, Arthropoda, Insecta, Diptera, Drosophilidae.
GUGCGACGCUGACGUUGACGUUCGCCUCUCGCUCGUCUCAUUCUUAGUCUUUGCCUCAGUCCGUUGGGUUGUGUUGUUUCGUCUCUGUGGCUCGCGGAUUGCGACUUGCGACUUGCGACUCGCGAAUCGCGUGCAACGCGCCAAGUGUCUCGUCUCGUCUUUUGUGGCAGUGACAACAACAACAACAACAUUAUCAAUUCGAUUUCCAAUCAUUAUCAUAAUAAUAAUAAACGGUCACAACGUGAAAUACAACGUGAAAUUAUUGCCAAACCAAACAACAAGAAACGCAACCAUAAAUUCAAUAAUAACAAUAACAACUGAAACAACAAAAUAACGUCCGUAGGAAUAAAAUAAAUAAAGAGAGAGAAACUCAAACUCAACAUGCGUCGCAACAUUAAAUUAAUUGUCUUCGUCAGCGUCAUUUGGAUGUUUGUAAUGGUUUAUUACUUUCAGUCCAGCACUGAAAAGGUGGAAAAUCGAGCGUUGCGACUACGUGAGGUGGCAACAGCGAUGCAACAAUACCAGGACGAUGUAUCGGCUGGAGCAUCAACAGCUCGACAAUGGGCACCAGCUGCCAAUUCGGGCAUACGAGUGUCUGGCGGGGGCAGCGGGGCAGACGAUCCCGGCGGCAAUGUCAUUUUAAUCGGCUCCGUUAAGGAUUUCGAACGCAAUGCGGUCCAUGGCCUCAAGUUGAAUGGCAUUGUCGCUCUCGAGGAAACUUCCCAGGGCAGCAGCACCGGACCCCUCGCCGGACGCCUGGUCAUGGGACCGAGUGCCCGGAGCGGCAGCGAAGUCGAAUAUUUCGAUGAGGCAGGCUACAUACGUGGAGGGGGACUGCGCAGCGGAGAGGAUCCCUAUAUCAGGAAUCGUUUCAAUCAGGAAGCCAGCGAUGCUUUGCCCAGUAAUCGUGAAAUACCCGACACAAGGAAUCCCAUGUGCCGCACGAGAAAGUAUCGCGAGGACCUCCCAGAGACAAGUGUCAUCAUUACCUUCCACAAUGAGGCGAGGUCGACGCUGCUGCGAACCAUUGUCAGUGUCCUUAAUCGCAGCCCUGAGCAUUUAAUACGUGAAAUUGUGCUUGUGGAUGAUUACAGUGACCAUCCUGAGGAUGGUCUUGAGCUGGCGAAGAUCGAUAAGGUGCGGAUCAUUCGCAACGAUAAGCGUGAGGGAUUGGUGAGAUCACGAGUACGUGGAGCAGAUGCGGCUGUGAGCAGCGUGUUGACCUUCCUCGACAGCCACGUGGAGUGCAAUGAGCAGUGGCUGGAGCCAUUGCUGGAAAGGGUGCGAGAGGAUCCCACUCGGGUGGUUUGUCCCGUCAUCGAUGUGAUUAGCAUGGACAACUUUCAGUAUAUUGGCGCCUCGGCGGAUCUGCGUGGUGGCUUUGAUUGGAAUCUGAUCUUCAAGUGGGAAUAUCUUAGUCCAACUGAGCGUGCAGCUCGUCACAAUGAUCCAACCACGGCAAUAAGAACACCAAUGAUUGCCGGAGGUUUGUUUGUCAUUGAUAAGGCCUAUUUCAAUAAACUGGGCAAAUACGACAUGAAAAUGGAUGUAUGGGGCGGCGAGAAUCUGGAGAUAUCGUUCCGAGUCUGGCAAUGUGGUGGCAGUCUCGAAAUCAUACCCUGUAGUCGGGUGGGUCACGUGUUCCGCAAGCGUCAUCCCUACACCUUCCCCGGCGGAAGUGGAAAUGUGUUUGCCAGAAAUACACGAAGAGCCGCCGAAGUUUGGAUGGAUGACUACAAACAGCACUACUACAAUGCGGUUCCCCUGGCCAAGAAUAUUCCAUUUGGCAACAUUGACGAUCGUUUGGCUUUGAAGGAGAAAUUGCACUGCAAACCGUUUAAAUGGUAUCUGGAGAACGUAUAUCCCGAUCUGCAAGCACCCGAGCCACAGGAGGUGGGCCAAUUUAGACAGGAUCAGACCGAAUGCUUGGAUACAAUGGGUCAUUUAAUAGACGGCACUGUGGGUCUCUUCCCCUGUCACAAUACGGGCGGCAAUCAGGAAUGGGCAUUCUCGAAACGCGGCGAAAUCAAGCACGACGAUCUCUGCCUGACUCUGGUGCAGUUCUCACGUGGUUCUCAAGUAGUGCUCAAGUCAUGCGAUGAUACGGAGAAUCAACGCUGGAUUAUGCGAGAUGGUGGCUUAGUGCGGCACCACAAGAUCAACGUUUGCCUGGAUACGAGGGAUCACAACGAGCAGGGAAUAAGUGCACAGCGUUGCAAUUCGGCUUUGUCAACACAGCGCUGGAAUUUCACCAAAUAUGCGUGAGAGAAGUGAACCAAAUAAACGACCAACUAAAUUCAAUUGUUUUUGACACAAAAAAAAAAAGAAAGAACCUACAAGGAGUGCGGAAAAAUGUGGCUUCCAUUGAGGCAUUCUUCUUUGAACUGGAAUUGGAGCUGGCGGUUCGUGAUAUUUGUGAAUGUUUAUAUGUAUGCUACCUACUCGGAUAUUAUAAUGAUGAUUAUGAUGUUG